Phyllopteryx taeniolatus (common seadragon) is the source of this 3984-nucleotide messenger RNA. RefSeq names its product SAC1 like phosphatidylinositide phosphatase a (gene sacm1la). The transcript is spliced from 20 exons. Gene Ontology annotation, cellular component: endoplasmic reticulum. NCBI's taxonomy places the organism in Eukaryota, Metazoa, Chordata, Actinopteri, Syngnathiformes, Syngnathidae. The coding region runs from base 125 to 1885 and encodes 586 amino acids. The record is from RefSeq and is a predicted model, not a curated record. Gene Ontology annotation, biological process: phosphatidylinositol dephosphorylation. Gene Ontology annotation, molecular function: phosphatidylinositol-4-phosphate phosphatase activity.
GAUUGCAUAGACAAGCAUCAAUUUAAACACGAAGGUUUCUUCCGCGUUCAACAUCUCUGAGCUGGCAACACAAAGUCGGACGCUGUCACUCUGGUGUCGCUUUGGUUAGGUCGACGCAGCGAAGAUGGCGACCGCUUACGAGCGAUACAAUUUACACACCACCCCAGAAAAGUUUUUCAUCGAAGCCUGCGAUGAAGGGGCUGAUGCUGUCCUGGCUAUCGACAGGGUGUCAAAUGAGAUGACGCUCACAAGUAAAAAGGACAUCCCUGCAUCAGCGGUGACCAGGCCUAUUUGUGGUAUCAUGGGAACCAUUCGCUUGGUUGCUGGGAUGUACCUAAUCGUCAUCACAAGGAAGAAAAAUGUGGGCAGCCUCCUGGGUCACGCAGUGUGGAAAGCAGUGGAUUUUGAUAUCAUCUCUUACAAGAAGACAAUUUUGCAUCUAUCAGAGAUCCAGUCUCAGGAGAAUAAGACCUUCCUAUCCAUGCUAAAUAAUGUGCUGACGACAGACGGUUUCUACUUUUGCACUGAUUACGACCUGACACACACCCUUCAGCGGCUGGCCAAUACCAGCCCUGACUUCCAGGAGAUGAGCCUGUUUGAGAGGGCAGAUCAGAGGUUUGUGUGGAAUGCAAAUCUCCUCCGUGAGCUGGCAGCAGAACCAGAGCUCCACAGGUUUGCUCUCCCUGUUGUACACGGCUUCAUUGUCAUGAAACCGUGUCGUAUCAAUGGGAAGAUCUUUGAGUGGAUCCUCAUAUCCCGGAGAAGUUGCUUCCGGGCUGGUGUCAGAUACUAUGUGAGAGGAAUCGACUCAGAAGGCCAUGCUGCUAACUUUGUUGAAACUGAGCAGAUAGUUGUAUAUGAGGGAGCCAAAGCUUCCUUUGUGCAGACAAGAGGAUCUAUGCCUUUUUACUGGAGUCAAAGGCCCAACCUUAAAUACAAACCUAAACCUAUUAUCAGCAAAACAACCAGUCAUUUGGAUGGUUUCCAGAGCCAUUUUGACUCUCAGCUCCUAAUCUAUGGGAAACAAACCGUUCUUAAUCUGGUAAAUCAGAAAGGGUCUGAAAAGCCACUUGAACAGGCAUUUGCCAAGAUGGUGUCCAGUAUGAAUAAUGGUAUGCUCAAUUACAUAGCCUUUGACUUCCACAAAGAGUGUAGCCACAUGAGAUGGGAUCGUCUCCAGAUCUUGGUGGAUGCUGUAGCUGAGACACAAGAUGAAUACAGUUACUUCAUGGUUAACUUGGACGGAAAGGUACUAGUCCAGCAGAAAGGUGUCUUCCGCAGUAACUGUAUGGACUGCUUGGACAGAACCAAUGUCAUCCAGAGCCUUUUAGCACGACGCUCCUUGCAGUCUCAGCUACAGAGAAUGGGUGUUCUAAAUGUAGGACAGCGGCUUGAAGAACAGGCUGACUUUGAGAAGAUCUACAAAAAUGCUUGGGCUGACAAUGCAAAUGCAUGUGCGGUACAGUAUGCAGGAACUGGUGCAUUAAAAACAGACUUCACAAGGACAGGGAAAAGAACACACUGGGGAUUGUUGAUGGAUGGUUGGAACUCUAUGAUCCGCUAUUACAAAAACAACUUCUCUGAUGGCUUCAGACAAGAUUCAAUUGAUUUGUUUCUGGGUAAUUUUGCCAUUGAUGAAUCAGACGGCCCCGGUCCUCUGAGGGUGCAGAAGGACUGGAAGUUCCUCACGCUACCUAUCGUCAUGUUGGUGGCAUUCUCAAUGUGCAUUGUAUGUCUUCUCAUGGCUGGUGACACAUGGACGGAGACUUUUGCAUAUGUGAUGUUUUGGGGCGCAUGCAGCGCCAUUACAGCAACAAUCAUCCUCUUUAAUGGGCAAGACUUUGUGGAUGCUCCUAAACUUGUUCACAAAGAGAAAAUGGACUGAGUUGUAGUUGUACAUCUUAGGGUACACGACAAACAGCUUGAGUAUGUGACCAAGAUACCUUGUCAACAUUAUCCUUCUCUAUCCACAUAUGAAGACUGCACUGUUGUCUGAUGUGUCCUGACUUCCCUUAAGUUUAUUCGUGCUUUACAGAGCCUAAAAUUUGGAUUAUGGCUGAUCUGUUCCGAAAAGCAUAUGGGUAAAUUUCAACAGCUUUUCCUCAUUGCUAAAAAUUUUUUUGUGGAGACCAAGUGCUGUUCACUGCCACUAUUACUCUAUUCAUCACAUGUAUACUUCAGGAUUCUUCAGUCUCAUUAAAAUUUUGUGUAUACAGUUAAUCCUCACUAAUCGUGGGAGAUAGGGACCAAGCCUUGCCCUGAGAAGCUAAAAUCCACAAGUCAUUGGCACCGCUCCCUAAAAGCACUUGUAAUUGCAUAUAGAUCGCACAAAAGGACUCCUUUUGUAUCCAUGAAGCUUAUCAUAGUGUCUUCAAAUUGUUUCCUUGGCACCUAGAUGACACCAGCUGAUGCCAAACCAAUACGGUUAUUGCUUUGGCCUGAGCACAAAAACAGCAAACAGGUGAAUUUUCCAGUGUAUAACAGAGGAUAGGUUCCCUCCAAAAAUAUGCGAGUAGGCGAAUUAGCGAAUGCUCAACCAUAAAUAUACCGGGCUUCACUGUACUACUAAAACCUAAUAUCUUGUUCAACCUUGGGAUAAAAUGUUGCCUGUUCAAUGUCUUGCUGCUUACAGGUGCCUUUGAGGCAUCUGUAAAACAUUUGUAAUUAAAAUAAUAAUAAUAAUAAUAACAAUAAUAAUACAUUAAAACAACAAAAACAACUUGGUCAAUGAAACCUUAUCAAGAUGCAUGUCGUCCAGAAACAAAUGAAAUGAUCGUUCACUUAUUUUGUCAUAGUGUAUAAUGUUUAUUCCUAGGUAUCAAAGUCAAAUUUGGAUAUAUACUGAUAUUACUGGAUGAUUGGCAUGACCUUAGAAAUCAAAGCUUUGAUCACUUUACAAGAGUCUCAUGAACUAUUUAAUUGCCCCUAUUAAGCAGACGGUUAUUCAAGAUGACUUCCGAAACAUUGAUAUAUUUAAGAACAUAUAUUAAAAAAUUAGUUUACAGUAAUAACUUUUAGCACACAACGAAAUGUGACAUAUGUAUGAAACUGUUGCAUCUUUUAAGUUAUAUGCUAUCAGUAAAUGCUAUUCAUUAAGCUGUUAGAAGUACUAAAGAUUUAUUUCAUGCUGUACACAAGUCAACUUGUUUUACUGCUAUAUUUAGCACAGUUAUUCAUCGUUUUGUUUGUUUGUUUGUUUGUUUUUCCCUCUAAGUGUGGUAACGUGAUUAUGGGGAUACUGUGCAGUCUUCUAAAUAUUCAAAGUAGUUUAUUAAUGGUUAUAAUUUAACAGGAUUUUAUUAUUAUUAUUGUGAAUGUUUGCACACACAAGAUCAUGAUUUGCAAACAUAGCGUAAUAUUUGGAAGAAGCUAUUCAAUUGCAUAGUUCCUCCACCUGAUAGCUUAUAUGAAUAAUUAAUUAUUGUAUUAUAAACACAAAACAAUAGUGGGACUGUUAUUUGUCCAUUCCAAUUUGCACAGACAACUUCAUGUUGUUUAAACCCAAUAGAAAGUUUCUGUAUACAUCUUGUUUACGCAUUUUGCAUAUUUGACGGACAUUUUCUUUCCUUUGGUUCCUUAAGUCAAGAAUGUCUGUGACUUUAUUUAGGGUUUGUAUUAACAGUCCUAAUGUGUUUUGUGUUGUAAUCAUAUUGAGGUAUCAUAUACUCUAUACAGUGUAAUAAAUAUAUUCAUGUACAGCAUUAAAAUAGCUUGAAUGUUAUAUGAUCAUACAGUUUUUGGUUUGUGAUUCAGUGUCGCCGCUAUUCUAAAUUAUUUUUUGCAGAUUUGUUUUGCAAAUGUUCAACCGUGGAGCUCGUGACUUAAAUGUUAACUUGGUAAUUCGCAGAAAUCUUAUGGUAUCACAAAUCUCAUGUGCAUUUAUGGUAUGGUAUGUUCUUUGCAGACAUCACUACUUUUAAAUUCCGUUAAGACUUCAUCAAUUUGUUUAUACUGUAUAUUAUACAAUAAACUACUGUAAACUGA